This is a messenger RNA of Brassica rapa (field mustard), 1149 nucleotides long. RefSeq names its product RING-H2 finger protein ATL40. Lineage: Eukaryota; Viridiplantae; Streptophyta; Magnoliopsida; Brassicales; Brassicaceae. The record is from RefSeq and is a predicted model, not a curated record.
AUUUUUGUAUCAUUAUUAACCUUUGAGAGCCAUUUUUUAUAGAACAAAGAGAUGAGUUUCAACGAUCCUUCGUUAAACUCCAUCAUCCUUUGGUUCGCCGCCGUAAGGUUUCUCUUGACUAUCUUCGUUAUCUUCACCCUCCUCGUUAUUUGUUUGAUCAAACGCCGUAGGUUUGUGGAUGUAUCACCGGAAACAGAAGACGACCACCGCCACCGCAGAAGAGAACCACAAAGCCAAGGGGUUAACGCUUCUGUGAUUGCUGCCUUUCCGACAUUUUCUUACAAACUGGACAACAACGAUCUCGAGGGCAACAGUCAGGAGAUAGAGUGUCCGGUUUGCUUAGGGUUAAUCCCCAAGAAUGCUGUAAUUAAGGUUUUACCAAAUUGUAAGCACAUGUUUGAUGAGGAAUGUAUUGCUAGGUGGCUUGAAUCGCACACAACUUGCCCUGUGUGUCGUAGAAUGGCUGAGCCUUUGUCUAGCACUGGGGAUAAGGUUUUAGAAAGUAUAGUAUAGUUGAUGGUUAAUUUAUAUGUCAGUUUCUAUCUUUUUUCUUAUGCUAAUUGUAAAUUUUUUUUUAUUGAAUAUCAGAAUGUACAAAUGAAAUACUCAGCAUGAGCACAGACAUAUACUACUUGAAUCUAAUAUGCUCGAUCAAAUGAGUCAAUUUUCAUUUUAGAUCGAGAAGUUAUACAUAGAUCGUCUUGCGUUCCUUGUAUCAUAUACUAUCUUAGAUGGAAGAGUAGAAAACAAAAGUUUUUGUUUUGGGUUUUAUGGUCAAUAUAUCAAUGCAAAAAAAAAAAUGUUUAGAGGAUUUUAUCAUAUUAUUAGGAGGAACAGUGUAAGCUUAUAUAUUGUUUUUCUGAUAAAUAAAUGAGCUUAUAUAUUGUCACGUUCGAGUUCUGAAAAAUAUUUUAAUCAAGUUUGUUAUUAAACAGUUUUGACCUAUACUUGUAUAUGCCUUAUUCAUCAAUAUCCUCUAAUAUACUCUACGCAUGAAGUGCGAUGAGAGUCACCUAAAAUACUUUUAUUACCGAGUCAAAUCUUCUAAAAUAUAUGCAACUAAACAUAUUUUUUUGUUAUUCUAAGACGUUAGCUUAAAAAAAAAAACUAGUGCAUACAAAGGCAAAUAAUCCUUAUGAACCAUAGGAA